Penicillium subrubescens is the source of this 954-nucleotide messenger RNA. RefSeq lists its product as uncharacterized. The transcript has 2 exons. The coding region runs from base 1 to 954 and encodes 317 amino acids. NCBI's taxonomy places the organism in Eukaryota, Fungi, Ascomycota, Eurotiomycetes, Eurotiales, Aspergillaceae. The record is from RefSeq and is a predicted model, not a curated record.
AUGAUUUCGUCCUCGUUUGCGCCGAGUCUGACUCGAAGAGAUACCGCCAAAUCAACCGGUGGAUAUGAGAACGCACACGGGGGACUUCCCCCGGUAACAGGUCCGUUUGGCCCGCAGAGUGCUAGCGCCAUCUAUCAACAGAUCCACGACAUGGCAGCAAAGCGAAUCUCAACCCUGGACUAUUUGAGGAAAGCACUCGAAGGCCGGGUUUACUGGUUCAAUACCGUGCAUUUCUCACGGGCAGACAUCAAUCGCUUACCAUAUUUCGAGGCUCGAAAGCUUUCUCGUCGGGCCGUGAAUUACCUCCUUCUGGGUCUUUCCCUACCUCCCAUUCUCGACGUUAAUACCACCCCGACCGAAUACCUAAAAGCUCUUAACGCCCUUCUCCUUGAAUUCGAAGCCUUCCAACAAGUCCAUCCGCCAGAUGGAAGUUCCUCCUCAAGUCUAGCGAGAGCGCGUAUACCACAAAUGUUCAAGCGAGCAACACAUGCGGGUACAAAGACUCGUCGUGCCAGCUCGGCAACGGAAAUUGGAUUGCCCAUGCAAACCAGUGACCCGUCGAACCUGAAGAGUAUGACUAGCAAUAUCGACUCACAUUCGACUGCUGCAGCUUCGGUGAUCUCUUUCCCUUUGACUGAAUCGUCUGAUCUCCUACCGGGCGAAGAGUAUAUGUACCUUUUGACACCAUCAUUACCCUUCGAGCCGGAUUUCUUUGAGACUUUCGCCACUCUCUGCGAUGUCUUGAUAGACUGCUACAGUCGCAUCACAACUCUGGUACCAUCUCCAUCUGUCUGCACGGUGGCAUUGGGAGAGUCAUUUUCCAAGGCAGAUGCCAGGAUACGAAAGAUUAUGGUUGCGGGGGCGGUCCGGGAGUUUGAAGACGCGAGCCGAAACGGUGUCAAAAACGAGGUUGCAGGUGUCAGUCGAGUGGUUCUUGGGGGACUGUUGGGCUAA